Cladophialophora immunda is the source of this 1473-nucleotide messenger RNA. RefSeq lists its product as uncharacterized. The coding region runs from base 1 to 1473 and encodes 490 amino acids. The transcript is spliced from 8 exons. The record is from RefSeq and is a predicted model, not a curated record. Lineage: Eukaryota; Fungi; Ascomycota; Eurotiomycetes; Chaetothyriales; Herpotrichiellaceae.
AUGGCCUACGGUCUGGGUAUCCCGAAGCUUAGGCUCAAUAGCCCAUACUGGCAAAACUUCAUUGGAGGCAUCCUCAUCGGUCUCACUGGAGGACUGUAUGCUGCCCUCAACCUCUUGGGUGCGGGAGGUGGGAAACCGAACUCGUUCCAGGUCGUCCAGACUGCCAAUGCCACUCUUUGCGCCGUCUAUGCUGUCUCAGCCUGGUUUGGAGGGACUGUGUUGAAUACAAUUGGCCCUGCCUUGACUGCUUUCUUCGGUGUCAUCGGAUACAUCCUCUACGUCGGAAGCUUGUGGUACUUUGACCAGCAUGGCAAAGAGACUUUCCCCAUCAUCGCAGCCGUCUGCGUAACGUUGUUCCAGAUCUCUGCCGGUCUCAUCUACGUGACUUCUGGGUACCUGUCCAUGUCGUACUCGGAGGAAAACGAACGCGGAAAGUUCGUGGCAACGUCUAUCAAUCUUCAGGCCACGGGUGCUGCCAUCGGCGGAUUGAUUCCUCUGAUCAUCAAUCAUGACAAGGCCACUAGCGCCGGCGUCCCUGCAGCGGUCUACAUUGUGUUCAUCGUCAUGGAUUUUGUUGGUUGCGCGUUAGCGUUUCUGUUGCGGCCGCCGGAGAAGGUGGUGAGAGAGGACGGGACGAACAUCGCCGUGGUCAAAGCCCGUCCUUUCUGGCAAGAGCUCAAGGGCAAUCUCGAAGCUUUCAAGGAUUGGAGAAUGAUCGUGAUGAUCCCGGCCUUUGCGGUCAGCGAAUGCUUCCUCGUCUACGGCGGGAGCGCGAACGCGUUCCGCAACAGCCUCCGAGCUCGCAGUCUGCUGGGAUUUUGCUCGGUGACGCUGCAAAUCAUCUGCGGAUGGGCUUUGACGUUGCUCCUCGACAACGAAAAGCUCCGCCGCCGAACAAGAGCCCAGAUUGGUCUCGCCAUCACCGGCAUCCCGGUGAUGGGCGCCUACAUCUGGGAGAUGGUCCGGACCCGCAACUACGACAGGAACAACCCUCCCUCGCCUCCUCUGGACUGGAACGAUCCGGACUUCGGGGCCAUCUUUGUGCUGUUCAUGCUGAACUGGGUGUCGUGCUCGCUGUUCCAGUACAUGAUCCUGUACUUUUUGGGCUGCUUCACGAACAACCCGCGAGUCGCCGCCAACAAUGCUGGUGUCUUCCGCGGAUUCAUGGCCGCGGGAGAAGCCAUCGACUUUGGCGUCGACAGCAUGGGCGUGCCGUUCCUGAAGGAGUCCGGCGCGCUCUUCGCGUUCUACACUGCUGGUGUCAUCGCGAUGGGCUACCUCGCGCUCUUCCACAUCGACGAGACCAAGUACUUCACCGAGGAGGAGGUGACGAUCCCCAAGCACAUCCGGGAGGAGCACGACCACACCAUCGUGAUCGAGGGCAUGCCCCAGAGCACGUCGGAGACGGACGAGGAGGCCGCGGCCGCGACGGGCAAGGAAGCCACUGGCAUCGCGGAGGAGAUCAAGGCGUGA